AUGCUGGCAUGCCCUGCUGCCAUUAUCUUCUGGUAUGUGACGCUACACCAUUUUGAUGGCUCAUUAUUGUCAGCCUCCGUGGCGCUCAGGAACAAGGGGUUCAUUUCCUUUUAUCGCGAAUACUGCCCCGUCCUUAAUCUGAGAGCUACUCUUGUCUACGGAGCUUGGGUUCUUUUUCAAGCGCUACUGUACAGUUUUCUCCCAGGGUCUACGUAUGAAGGACAGCCCACCCCUGCUGGAAAUAUCCUCAAGUACAAAAUCAACGGGUUGUUGGCUGUCGUUGUCACUGUGCUCCUGUUUGGCGCGAUAAGUCUGCGGGGUGGUAUUCUUGCUUCAUCAUUUGUCGCCACAAAUUGGGGUGCAUUUCUCGCCAUAUUCAAUAUUUACGGCUUGUUUCUCGCUCUAGCUUUCUACCUUAAAGCCCACUUUGCGCCAUCACAUCCAGAAGACAGAAAGUUCAGCGGGUCUCCCAUCUACGACUUGUAUAUGGGAAUCGAGCUCAACCCGCGGUUGGGCCAAUCAUGGGACAUGAAACUUUUCCACAAUGGCCGUCCUGGUAUUAUUGGUUGGAUAUUAAUUGACAUGUCCUUCACCGCGCUCCAGUUUUUACGGCACGGAUACAUUACGAGCUCAAUUAUUACUGCCGACAUCCUUCACCUGGUUUAUAUUAUAGACUUUUUCUUCAAUGAGCAUUGGUACCUCAAAACCCUCGAUAUGGCUCAUGACCAUGUCGGAUUUUAUUUAGCUUGGGGCUCGGCAGCCUGGCUUCCCACCAUCUACACCUUGCAGCCCCAAUUUCUAGCAAUUCACCCAGUGUCUCUCUCUCCUAUUGCUGCAGCUACGAUUCUGACCACUGGGCUUGGUGGAUAUAUUCUGUUCCGGUCCGCAAAUGACCAGAAAUACCUCGUGCGUGAAACCCAGGGCAAAUGUUUAAUAUGGGGGAAGGCGCCAAAGUAUAUCCAAUGCAAGUAUAAGACCACAGAUGGAUCGACGCACAAAUCUAUUAUUCUAUGUUCCGGAUGGUGGGGAGUUGUCCGUCAUGCGAACUACUUGGGUGAUCUCGUCUUGUCCUACGCAAUGUGUGCUACCUGCGGGUUCACUCACUUGCUCCCGUGGACAUACGCCAUAUUCAUGACAACGAUACUCGUCCACCGGUGCUAUCGAGAUGAGCAGCGAUGCGCCAGGAAAUAUGGGAAGACCUGGGAGGAAUACUGUGAGAAAGUCCGAUGGAGAAUCAUUCCUGGCGUCUUUUAG
Histoplasma mississippiense is the source of this 1254-nucleotide messenger RNA. RefSeq lists its product as hypothetical. The transcript has 5 exons. Gene Ontology annotation, molecular function: 7-dehydrocholesterol reductase activity. Gene Ontology annotation, biological process: brassinosteroid biosynthetic process; cholesterol biosynthetic process. Gene Ontology annotation, cellular component: endoplasmic reticulum membrane. NCBI's taxonomy places the organism in Eukaryota, Fungi, Ascomycota, Eurotiomycetes, Onygenales, Ajellomycetaceae. Bases 1 to 1254 code for a protein of 417 amino acids. The record is from RefSeq and is a predicted model, not a curated record.